UUAUUAUUAUACAGCCAUCUACGUUUUCCUUAUAUCGAUAUGUUGUAACAAUAACAUAAUGGCUCCAGUGCCUACUAUUCAGAAUCAGAAGGGAAAGCAGGAUGGAAGAAGUGGGCGUGGUGGAACAAUAGAAAGAACUGGACUGGUUACAAGAGUUAAAUAUUGUAAAUUACCAGAUAUUCCUUUUGAUCCCAAAUUCAUAUGCUACCCGUUUGAAGCAAAUAGAUUCGUUGAAUACAAACCAACAACACUAGAAAAACUUCAUAAAAUUGAUCUUCAUACUGAUCAUGACUUGGGUGUGAUGAUUGAUUUAAUAAACCCCGAUACAUAUAAAGUUGAUUUGAAAGAUACUCUUGAUCCAGCUGAUGAGGCUUUGCUGGAAGAAGAUCUUCCGGCUCCACAGGAUUCAAAACGUUCUAAACAACACAGUAUCAAUGUUUCUUGGUUAAGAAGAAGUGAGUACAUUUCACAAGAGUUUAAUCGAUACGGAGCCAAUAACACUAAUGUGGAAACGCGUCUAGGGGCCGGUAUAAAGGAACUCUUCAAAGACGAUGAUUUGUAUAAAGACAGGGAUAGUCAAAUUGCGGCUAUUCAGAAAACGUUUGAAGAUGCAAAAACUGAUAUCAAAAAGCAUUAUAGUAAGCCGAAUGUAUAUCCUGUUGACGUUCUUCCUAUUUAUCCAGAUUUCAAAAUGUGGCAACAUCCCAGUGCACAAGUUAUAUUUGAUACUGAUCCUGCUGUAAAAGGUAGUUCUCCGCAGCAGCAAAUCCAAGAAAUGUCACAGGCUAUGAUCAGAGGUAUGGUAGAUGAAGAAGGAGAUCAAUUUGUCGCUUAUUUCUUGCCAACGAGUGGUACUCUGAAAAAACGAGAACAAGACAAUGAAGAAGGCAUGGAUUACAAUCCAGAAGAGCUCUACGAUUAUAAACUUGCAAGGGAAUAUAACUGGAACGUUAAAAAUAAAGCAUCAAAAGGUUACGAAGAAAACUAUUAUUUUGUAAUGAGAGAAGAUGGUGUUUACAAUGAAUUAGAAACGAGAGUGCGACUUAGUAAACGAAGAGCAAAGGGAGGAGGUGGACUGCAAUCUGCUACGAAUGCAGUCCUUGCUGUCCACCAUCGUGAACUAAACGACCAAGAACUUGCAGCUCAAGAAAUGCGAAGGAUGCAGUUGGAACCAUUAGAAGCUGAUGAAGAUUUUGAUGAGAAACAGGAUGAUGAACUGGAAGAAGAAGAUGGAGAUGAAAAAUUAGAAGGAGAAUCUUCAGCUGAAGAGGGAGAGAAAGAAUCUCAAGAGGAAGGUGGAGAAGAGGGUGAAGAAGAAGAAGAAGCAGCAGGAUCCUCGGAAUCAGAAAGUGAAGAUAAAAAAGAAACCACUACACAAGAUGAAGAGGAAGAAGAUGCAAGUGAGCACAGUGAAGAGGAAGUUGAAGAAAAGAAGGCAGAAUCAUCAUCAGCUUCUUCAAGUGAUGAAAAUGAACAAGGAGAAGAGGAAGGAGAGAAUCGUCAAGCUCAAGAAAUAUUUGGAAGUGAAAGUGACUCAUCUGGAUCUGAUUCAGACUAAUGUUUUUUGAGCAAUAUGUAUAGUGCAGCGAUAUACAUAAUGUAAUCAUUUGAUGGAAAAAUUGGCUCUGAGCAUCUACUGAUAUCUAAGGGGCCACUAUUCUUUUUGGUUCUGCAUUGCCUACCUAAUUUAUAACAUCUUAGUGGACUGCCAGGCAUGGAAUUUGAACCUAAGUGAUCCUGCAAUGACAACACACUUAGGUCAAAUGCUU
Molecule: messenger RNA, 1769 nt
Organism: Styela clava
Lineage: Eukaryota; Metazoa; Chordata; Ascidiacea; Stolidobranchia; Styelidae
Source: RefSeq, a predicted model, not a curated record